This is a messenger RNA of Dracunculus medinensis (Guinea worm), 954 nucleotides long. Lineage: Eukaryota; Metazoa; Nematoda; Chromadorea; Rhabditida; Dracunculidae. The record is from the annotation of a GenBank genome assembly.
AUGCAUAGAUGGCAAAAAAUGACCAAUGAGAAUACUAAGCAUUAUCAAAAACGAGAUGAUAUUCAAGCUUUACGGGGUAUUGCAAUUUUAUAUAUAUUGGUAUUUCAUAUAGAUAAACGAUUUUGUCCAAAUGGCUUCGUUGGUGUUGACAUAUUUUUUGUUAUAUCUGGAUAUCUUAUUACAAUGAUACUGAAUCGAAAUAAUCCUUUAACAUUGAAUGAUAUUACGGGAUUUUUUUUGAGAAGAAUCAAGCGAAUAUUUCCAGCCUAUUAUGUGACAUUAGUUCUCAUACUUAUUUGUGGAUGCAUAUGGCUGACCAUAUUUGAUUUGCAAGGAAUAUUUAGAAGUUGGUAUUGGGCUUCAGUAUUUGCCACCAAUAUCUUUAAAAUGAUCGAGGAACAAGAUUAUUUUGCUCAACUACAGAGCUUUGACUUUCUAUUGCACCUCUGGUCACUGGCAGUGGAAAUACAGUUUUAUGCUCUUGCGCCAAUUUUAAUGGUAUUUCGUCAAAGAAUUGGUCGCAUAAUAUUUGUACCAAUAAUUUGCUUAUCGUUAUGGUCACAUAUUGCUAAUACUGGCUCUAAAUCAUUUUCCUUCAUUCUGAGUCGGCUUUGGCAAUUUUUUAUCGGCAAUGGUAUUUUCACUGGAUUGAUCACAAUCAUUAGCUUGUGGAUUAUAUCACCAUUGACUCUAUAUAUUCCUAUCGAUGAAAAACUAUAUCGAAUAAUUGCUUCCAUAGCCGCCGGAUGGAUUAUCGCUGGGCAAUCGCGUUGGUUAACUGAGUCAAUACUUUGCCAUCGCCCCCUGCUUAUUAUUGGUGACAUCUCAUACUCACUUUAUUUAUGUCAUUGGCCUUGCAUUUUGUUUAUAAAAUAUGAAAGAAGUCAUGCUGAGUUGAAUUUACACGCUAUUCUUUCCGAACGUAAAAUUGGAGCAAAAUUGGAUGAAAGUUGA